This is a messenger RNA of Symbiodinium necroappetens, 1419 nucleotides long. The record is from the annotation of a GenBank genome assembly. Lineage: Eukaryota; Dinophyceae; Suessiales; Symbiodiniaceae.
AUGGAUGUCGUUCCUGCAGCGGUCCAGUGGGGUGCUCCUGCACGCACUGCCCCGGAGGUGAACCUCAUCUUCCUUCUGGGCCAUGUUGGCCUGGUCUCUUCGCCUUUAUGGGCUUUGGCAUGUGGCGAAAUCGGUGUGUACGUGCUCGUUGCCAUAGAAUCCAUCUUCCUUCUGAUGGGAGCUUAUGCAAUUCUGGCAGCCUUGCGGAUGGCUUGGAUACUUCGUGGACGAAGGCAGAUCGCCUCUUGUUCGCAGGGCAGCCGAAGCUCCGAAGAUUGCGAAGCAGGCUGCCAAGACAGCUGCAAAGCCAGCUGGCAGCAUUUGGUGUGUGUACCCAUCUACAAGGAAUCCGACGAGAUGGUCCUGGCCACGGUCACUCGACUUAAUCUGUCUACAGCCGCACCGCGCAUGAGAGUGGUCUUCGCGAUGGAGGAGGCCACUGAUCGGACGGAGGAGCGUUUUGAUCUCUACAAGAGCUGCCUUUCAAACGUGCCCGAGGUGUGCUUUUACGUGCAUCCGGCGGGCGCUUCGAAGGGUGAAAUUCGAGGCCUUUGCUCUAACCUGGCUUACGCCUUGUCCCAAGACGUCACUGCACUUCUCCAGCGCGGCGAUGGUAGCCUUGAGACCAUCUCGAAGUACGAGUAUAAUCGUUUCUAUUUCCGUAUACCCAUACCAUGCGUUCUGACGAAGUUGGACUCCCAAGUUCAUCUACCUCCGAACUACUUCGAAGACCUCGAGCUGCUGUCUUGCCAAGCCACCACCUCCGAAGCUGUCGUCUGGCAGCCGCUGCCGGUGAGCCUGCUGAACAGGGAGCAGAGCUAUGGACCCUCGCGCGCGCUUACGUCCAUGCGGACCUUUUGUUACCCGACCUUGUUCGGGCUGGACGUCAUGGUGGUCACUUGCUACAGCCUGCCCCUUCUGCAGUACGUGAAGAUGGGCUAUCACCAUCCCGGGUACAUGGGUGAAGACAUGAUGAUGCUGGCCCAGGCAGCUGUUUGCCAUCGCCGGGCUCGCGUAGUGAUGCUGCCAGUUUUGGUAGCCGUCGCGCCACCAAUCGACAGCACUUUAUGUGGGUCCAUGAUGGAGGCCAAUCGUCAGGGUGUUCGAUGGGCAGCGCAAACGGCGGAGGUUGCAGAAUUCUCGUGGAGAUUCAGAGCAAAAGGAACUAGCUGCCGCAGCCUAUGGGGGCUCUUGAAAUACUGGCUUGUGCGGAUUGCGUUGAUCAAUGGUCUAGGACUUUUCAGCCUCUCCCUCGCCGUUGCCACGGCCGCAUUCGCCACGAGUUUUCCACAUGACCAAGCCUUGCUCCUCCAAAUCUUGGACAAGCUGUUGCAGUUGGUGAUUGUGCUGCUGCUCUUCGUGAUUCCCUGCUAUGAGCAGUACCUGGCGUCCCUAUCUCCGGAUCCUGGUCCUUGUUAA